This is a messenger RNA of Chroicocephalus ridibundus (black-headed gull), 6232 nucleotides long. It is a transcript of the gene GAPVD1, whose product is annotated as GTPase activating protein and VPS9 domains 1. Gene Ontology annotation, biological process: vesicle-mediated transport; regulation of GTPase activity. Lineage: Eukaryota; Metazoa; Chordata; Aves; Charadriiformes; Laridae. Gene Ontology annotation, cellular component: cytosol; endocytic vesicle. Bases 155 to 4621 code for a protein of 1488 amino acids. The record is from RefSeq and is a predicted model, not a curated record. Gene Ontology annotation, molecular function: guanyl-nucleotide exchange factor activity; small GTPase binding. The transcript has 27 exons.
GGGACUACAUGUCCCAGGAGCUCGGUCGCCGUCGCCGCCCGCCGCCUGCGCAGUGCCGCGCCGCGCCGCGCCUGACUCGGGGCCGCAGCGGGAGCCGGGCGGCGGAGCCGGGGCUCUGGGCGGUGAGUACUGUGUCAUCCGCUCGCUGCCCAAGAUGGUGAAGCUGGAUAUACACACGCUGGCACAUCACCUCAAGCAGGAACGGCUGUAUGUAAACUCAGAAAAGCAACUUAUUCAAAGGCUCAAUGCAGAUGUAUUGAAGACAGCUGAAAAGCUGUACCGCACAGCAUGGAUUUCCAAGCAGCAAAGGAUUAACUUGGACAGACUGAUCAUAACAAGUGCUGAAGCUUCUCCUGCUGAAUGUUGCCAGCAUGCUAAAGUCUUGGAGGACACGCAGUUUGUGGAUGGUUAUAAGCAGUUGGGAUUUCAGGAGACUGCUUACGGAGAAUUCCUAAACAGAUUGAGGGAGAACCCUAGGCUUAUUGCAUCUUGCCUGGUUGCCGGAGAGAAGCUCAACCAGGACAACACUCAGAGUGUCAUUCACACAGUCUUUACAUCCAUUUAUGGCAAUUGCAUCAUGCAGGAGGAUGAGAGCUACCUCCUCCAGGUCCUCCGUUACUUGAUAGAAUUUGAACUCAAAGAAAGCGACAACCCAAGGCGGCUGCUGAGACGAGGCACCUGUGCCUUCAGCAUCUUAUUCAAACUUUUCUCUGAAGGACUCUUUUCUGCAAAACUUUUUCUUACUGCAACUUUACACGAGCCAAUCAUGCAGCUUCUGGUUGAAGAUGAAGACCACCUGGAAACUGAUCCCAACAAGUUAAUUGAGAGAUUCUCUCCAGUGCAACAGGAAAAGUUAUUUGGAGAGAAAGGCACAGAAAAGUUCAAGCAAAGAGUCCAAGAGAUGGUUGACUCCAAUGAGGCCAAACUGGUGACCCUGGUGAACAAAUUCAUUGGCUAUCUCAAACAAAACACUUACUGUUUUCCUCACAGCUUGAGAUGGAUUGUGUCACAAAUGUACAAAACGCUCUCGUGUGUAGACAGGCUGGAGGUUGGGGAGGUCAGAGCGAUGUGCACAGAUCUUCUUCUAGCGUGUUUCAUCUGUCCUGCAAUCGUUAACCCAGAACAGUAUGGAAUCAUUUCUGAUGCUCCUAUAAAUGAGGUGGCAAGAUUUAAUCUGAUGCAGGUUGGGAGACUUCUGCAGCAAUUGGCAAUGACAGGUUCUGAAGAGGGAGAUCCACGGAUGAAGAGCAACCUUGCUAAAUUUGACAAAAGCUGUGUGGCUGCUUUCCUGGAUGUAGUUAUUGAUGGGCGUGCGGUUGAAACUCCUCCAAUGUCUUCUGUUAACCUUCUGGAGGGCUUGAGUAGAACAGUGGUUUACAUGACAUACAGCCAGCUAACUAGUCUGGUUGGCUUUAUGCGGAAUGUAAUGUCAAGCGAUCAGCUUAAGGAAGAUCGGAUGGCUUUGGAAAACUUGCUGGCAAACCUACCCCAGAACAGACCAGGGAAAAGCAGCAGCCUUGAAAUGACUCCCUAUAAUACUCCACAACUUUCCCCUGCAACUACUCCAGCUAACAAAAAAAAUCGAUUGCCAAUAGGACAGCAAUUGGCAGCCAUUACUGCCUGGGAUACUUCUGCUACCAAUCUUUCAGCUCAUAUAACUCUAGUAACCCCUUUUGCAACUCGUAGCAGAAGCAGAUCAAAUAUUCUAAUGGAUCAGCAUGGAGAUCAUGAGGGAUCCUCCCAGGAGACUAUCCCAGAGGUUCAGCCGGAAGAAGUGCUGGUGAUUUCUUUGGGGACAGGUCCACAGAUUACUCCAGGAAUGAUGUCAGAAAAUGAGGUCUUAAAUAUGCAGCUUGCAGAUGGCGGACAAGGAGAUGUCCCUGUUGAUGAAAACAAACUCCAUGGUAAACCUGAUAAAACCUUGCGCUUUUCCCUCUGCAGUGAUAAUCUGGAAGGAAUAUCUGAAGGUCCUUCAAAUCGCUCCAACUCUGUGUCAUCUUUGGAUUUAGAAGGGGAGUCUGUGUCGGAGCUUGGCGCAGGCCCCUCCGGGAGCAACGGCGUCGAAGCUCUGCAGCUGUUAGAGCAUGAACAAGCCACAACUCAGGAUAAUCUUGAUGACAAGCUCCGUAAAUUUGAAAUCCGGGAUAUGAUGGGGUUGACUGAUGACAGAGAUAUAUCAGAAACUGUGAGCGAAACUUGGAGUACAGAUGUCUUGGGAAGCGACUUUGAUCCAAAUAUUGAUGAAGAUCGUUUGCAAGAAAUAGCAGGUGCGGCUGCAGAGAACAUGCUAGGCAGCUUGCUGUGUUUACCAGGUUCAGGAUCCGUGUUGCUUGAUCCCUGCACAGGUUCAACCAUAUCAGAAACCACAAGCGAGGCAUGGAGCGUGGAAGUAUUACCAAGUGAUUCAGAGGCCCCAGACUUAAAACAAGAGGAAAGACUCCAAGAACUGGAAAGCUGUUCAGGGCUGGGUAGCACAUCUGAUGACACAGAUGUAAGGGAGGUCAGUUCCCGACCCAGUACGCCAGGCCUCAGCGUUGUAUCAGGUAUUAGUGCAACAUCUGAAGAUAUUCCUAAUAAGAUUGAGGAUCUGAGGUCUGAAUGUAGCUCUGAUUUUGGGGGAAAAGAUUCUGUGACAAGUCCUGACAUGGAUGAAACGGCCCAUGGAGCCAGUCAGUUGACAUCUCCUCCUUCUCAGACAGAUUCUUUGCUUGCAUUGUUUGACCCUCUGUCCUCAAAUGAGGGUGUAUCAGCUGUAGUAAGGCCCAAAGUACACUAUGCAAGACCCUCCCAUCCACCACCGGAUCCACCGAUCUUGGAAGGAGCUAUGGGAGGUAAUGAGGCCCGAUUGCCAAACUUUGGGUCUCACGCUUUAAUUCCAACUGAUUUAGAAGCAUUCAAGCAGAGGCAUUCUUAUCCAGAGAGGCUAGUCCGCAGCAGGAGUUCAGAUAUAGUAUCAUCAGUCCGGAGACCUAUGAGUGAUCCUGGCUGGAACAGGCGUCCUGGUAAUGAGGAGAGGGAGCUUCCUAUGCCAGCCACCAGCGCUGGAGCAGCUGUUCUCAUGGCCGCAUCUCAGUCAUCGUCUUCAUCUCCCAGUAAAGACUCCUCUAGGGGAGAGAUUGAGGAGCGAAAAGACAGUGAUGAUGAGAAGUCUGACAGAAACAAGCCCUGGUGGAGGAAACGUUUUGUGUCUGCUAUGCCCAAAGCUCCUAUUCCAUUUAGAAAGAAAGAAAAACAAGAAAAAGACAAAGAUGAUAUGGUGCCUGACAGAUAUGCAACACUUCAAGAUGAUCCCAGCCCAAGGCUCAGUGCGCAGGCGCAAGCUGCGGAGGACAUUCUGGACAAAUACAGGAAUGCAAUUAAGCGAACCAGUCCUAGUGAAGGAGCCAUAGUAAACUAUGACGGUGCAGAGGCUAUGGGGGAUGGUGAGAGUAUGCACGACUCUCCACGUGAUGAGGCUUUACAAAACAUGUCUGCAGAUGAUCUCCCAGACUCUGCAAGUCAAGUAGCACAGCCACAAAGUUCUGCUUUCUCCUAUAGGGAUGCAAAGAAGAAAUUGAGAUUGGCUCUUUGUUCAGCAGAUUCUGUGGCCUUCCCCAUGUUGACACAUUCAACAAGGAAUGGCCUACCAGAUCACACAGACCCGGAAGAUAAUGAAAUUGUGUGCUUCUUGAAAGUUCAGCUAGCUGAAGCUAUUAACCUCCAAGACAAGAACUUGAUGGCCCAGCUGCAAGAGACAAUGCGGUGUGUAAGCCGCUUUGAUAACAGGACCUGUCGAAAGCUGCUGGCAUCUAUUGCAGAGGACUAUAGGAAAAGAGCUCCAUAUAUUGCUUAUUUAACUCGAUGUCGCCAAGGCCUACAAACGACACAAGCGCACUUGGAAAGGCUGCUGCAAAGAGUUCUGCGAGAUAAAGAAGUGGCCAACAGAUACUUCACGACAGUAUGUGUGAGGUUACUGCUAGAGAGCAAAGAAAAGAAAAUAAGGGAGUUUAUUCAAGAUUUCCAGAAACUCACAGCAGCAGAUGAUAAAACAGCUCAAGUUGAGGAUUUUCUUCAGUUUUUAUAUGGGGCUAUGGCUCAGGAUGCCAUAUGGCAGAAUGCCAGUGAAGAACAGCUUCAGGAUGCACAAUUAGCUAUAGAACGCAGCGUGAUGAAUCGUAUUUUCAAACUCGCAUUCUACCCUAAUCAGGAUGGAGAUAUUUUGCGUGACCAGGUCCUUCAUGAGCACAUACAGAGGUUAUCUAAAGUAGUGACUGCAAACCACAAAGCGCUUCAGAUACCUGAGGUAUAUCUCCGGGAGGCACCAUGGCCAUCUGCACAGUCUGAAAUCCGCACAAUAAGCGCUUAUAAAACCCCUCGAGACAAAGUACAGUGUAUCCUGCGAAUGUGUUCAACCAUCAUGAACCUGCUUAGUUUGGCAAAUGAAGAUUCAGUACCCGGGGCAGAUGAUUUUGUUCCUGUUCUGGUCUUUGUCCUUAUAAAGGCAAAUCCACCUUGCUUGCUGUCCACUGUUCAGUACAUUAGUAGUUUCUAUGCCAACUGUUUAUCUGGAGAAGAAUCGUACUGGUGGAUGCAGUUCACAGCAGCAGUUGAAUUCAUUAAAACUAUUGAUGAUCGCAAGUAACUCGAACAGCACACAUAUGGGCAGACUGUUAGCAGAAGAAGAGUAUAUAAGAAUGUACAACAGCUGCAAAAGCUGAAGAAGAGACUUUCCUUGUAUAAUACUGUACAGAAUUGAGGCGUUUUAAAACACACCUUUACUAAUCAAAUUAAUUUAACAGAUUUUCCUCUUCUCUUUUGGUUGCGUUUUUCUCCCCUAUAGAUACUGGCACUGCAAAAGGGACCACAGUUUUCAGGUAUUUUGGAAUUUCAAAACACGCAGAAAAUUCUUCAUGCUUUUUGCACCACCCCUCUUCCUGAAUUCUUACUCACGUGAAUAAUUCACUUCAUUUAAUUUCUAAUAGAAAACUGAAACAAGAAGAAUCAGGGCAACCACUUAUAUACUUUCUAGCUUAAUACACCUUUUAUUAAUAAAACACCAGCCACACCGAAAGUUUGUAGUAGCUGACAUUAGUUAUCAAUUAUAUUUCACCUAAAUUUAAAAUCUGGGAGGACAGUGUAAAUAUUAUAUAACUAUAUUUAAUGCAUUGCAAUUAUCUUUGGACUCAUUAUCCUUUGAAUAAACAAGCAAAAGCCUCUCUGACCUCUAACAGGUUGUGACAUACUGUGUUUUGGUAAUGAAAGGACGUCCUCGAAAGGCUAAGAUUAAAAAGGGCAAACUGAACUAUUUAUUAAAAUGUAAUUAAGAUUACUGAAAUUUCUAAAACUGGAAUUUAUAAUAGACAGGGCUUAUUAGUUAGCGAAACACUUUUUGGCUAGGGCAUUAUAGGGUGUUAUAAAGGUUUGGGUAUAUAGAGGAGAGGGACUGUAAGUUACAAUAGAUAAGUCUAAUAUAAAAAAGGAGAAAUAAAAUACCUUACUGUAAUAUUUUUUCUGAAAUAUUGUGUAUACUGUACAAACCCCAAACAGAGAUCCUUAACAGAACCUUGGACUGUAAUAUAUAUUUUGAUUAGUGACAUUAAAUACAUAUGCCAGGGGUUUCAGUGAAUGUUUUUACUAAAUGUUCUUCGUGUUGUCUGCUAUGCAGCAGUGCAAGUUUUACUGUUCAUAUAAAAUGUUUUAAAAUAUAACACUGUUCUUUAUGAAACAUAUCAUGACAUCAGUUCAGGGUGUUUUAUAGAUUUCUCACCCCACCUUCCCCUUAAACUGACAAUUAUCAAUUUAAGGAAGUUUUUAUGCGCAACACCACAUGGAUUUUUCAUGAGUGAAAUGGUCUGAGCGAUGGCCAGUGGUUGCUAUCUGUAUAGAAGCACUUGCUGUUCUUUUUUACCUAGAAUUACAGUGGAAAAAGAACAGCGAGCGUUUAACUUUUUCACGUCAGUAUUAUUUCUUGCUCUUCCCAGAGUAUUCUUUGCACUUCUGACAGAGGGAUGUGUUAAGAUUUGGUGUCUGUGAGUAGUAAAGAAAACAAAGUCUUUCUCAUGUUCUUUUCAAAAUAUGAUUGAUUUUUUUUGUGUGCGUGCAUUUUGAUAAUUAAAACCUGUAAGCAACGAGUACUUGGGAAAAUCAUUUGGCUAAUGGAAAUUAGAGCAAUCGAUGUGAAGUAUCAAGUGCUUGAUUUGGCUGUGCUACUUUUCAAGGCAUAAUUAAAGAAACUUACUUUCUAGGACUCUAA